CACAGAUGAACAGCACAGAAGGACAUGUUCGCUGCUUAGCUGCAAUACUUCAUAAAGGACCAAAAAGAACGUCUUUUCUGAUCAUGAACACAUCAAAUGUCAUCACAGAAGACCGGGUUUAUGCUGGGGUCUUUGGCUGCGUGAUGGUGAUAGGUCUGCCUCUCAAUGCAGUCGCACUGUGGAUUCUUCUUCGCCGCCACAGCCUCAAAUCACCCAACGCUGUCUUCAUGGUCAAUCUAGCAUUCUCAGACCUUCUACUCAUCAUCUCUUUGCCCAUGAGGAUCUACUUUCAUGCCACUGGCACCUGGCCUCUGAGCAAUAUGGCGUGCCUCAUCAUUACAAUGCUCUUUCGUGACAACAUCCGUUCCAGGGCUAUGUUUAUCACCUUCAUCAGUGUGGACAGAUUGCUGGCUGUGGUUUAUCCUCUGAGGUCACGCCAUUUAAGAACCUCAUCCAAUGCCUGGAAAGGAGCUGCAUUCGUCUGGAGUUUUUUGCUGGUGGUGAAUAUCCGAGAGAGUUUGGACUUCCUAGAACAUUUGCAGGACCACACUCAACCUACCUGUUUUAAAUCUUAUGACUCUUACGAGCCUUUAUUGAGUAAAACUCGAUUAGCAGUUAUUUACCUUCAGAUUGUGUUACUGGUCACAAUGCUAACAGUCAACAUUGUGUGCACCGUUAUGGUGUCUUGGACUCUGCACAGACAUCUCAGUGACUCUGCAAAGGUCAACAACAAGAUGAAAGUUAUGCUGAUCUUUGUCAUGAACUUGGUUUUGUUUGCCAUGUUCUUACCUGUGCCUAUAGGAAUGGCUGCACAUGGCAAAGAAAUCAUGCCGCUGGUAUGUCUUACUGUUUCUAACUGCUGUCUGGAUCCUCUGUUGUAUUACUUUUCUUUUGACUCCUUUUGGAAGAAAAAGGAAGAUGCAACGAACGGAGGAGAAAUGUAGAUGCUAGACAUGAUAUUUUUGGUAUGAUAUUUUCUUUUUGACAUGCAUUCUUUUCUUUUUUUGGUGAACUAAUUUGUUAUUGCCCAAAAUGCUCAUUUAGUUCAAGCAUAUUUUCCCAAUUCCUAAAUUCUGAAACUGAGCUUAUUGUACUAUUGUGUGUCUUUUGACUCGCCUCUCUCUGCUUUCUUGUCUUUCCACUCACCCCCAAUCAUUUGUGGCAGCUGGUGCCCCUCCCUGACCCUGGGUUUGUAGGAAGUUUCUUCCUGUUAGAAUGGAACUUUUUUUCUACCCACUGUUACCACAGGUUUGUUCAGAGGGGGUUCAGUCAUGGAAUUUUGGGGGUUUCAUUCUAAUAUUGUGGGUUCCUUAUUUUAUAAUAUAAAGCACCUUUGGGUGACUGUUGUUGUGAAUUGGUGCUAUAUAAAUAAAAUCGAAUGAAAUUUUCACCAGUAACUCAACAAUAAUUGUCAAUUAAAUGUACUUGUGAAGCUUAGGCAGUGGGAGAGAUAGAGAAAAGACUUGUUAGCUUCACAGUUUUAUAAAACUAUUCUUCAAAUUUAAAGCUUCAGGACUGUAGCUGAUUUAUUGUACAUUUUGUACACUUGACGACUGAGGAAACAACCUGUCUUUAUCUGCUGGAGAGUUUAAAAAGACCUCCGGAAGUCCAUACCACAGAACAAGAUACUGUCAAGCACGUAAAACAAACCACAUUUUAACAGAAACCUUUUAACUCUUCACACACUGUUCAUCACAAUGCUCUUUAACAACAACAUCCUCUCCAGCGCCAACUUCAUCCCUGUCAUCAGCUUGGAACAUCUGAUGGCUGUGGUUUUUCCUUGACGCCAUGCCAUCUUAGACCCUCGUCCUGU
Molecule: messenger RNA, 1813 nt
Organism: Oreochromis aureus
Lineage: Eukaryota; Metazoa; Chordata; Actinopteri; Cichliformes; Cichlidae
Product: lysophosphatidic acid receptor 6-like
Exons: 1
Coding region: 6-944 (312 amino acids)
Biological process (GO): phospholipase C-activating G protein-coupled receptor signaling pathway; positive regulation of Rho protein signal transduction
Cellular component (GO): membrane
Molecular function (GO): lysophosphatidic acid receptor activity
Source: RefSeq, a predicted model, not a curated record